AUGAACUACCACCCUCGGGUCGUAAAUGUCCUUUUUGUGCAGGUUGGGAGGCAGGGUGCCUGCAGGCUAGACCGUGCAGUUUGUGAUCAGCAGUCAGCUAGGAAGACACCGUGUGCACCGCAGGAUGCCAGCCUAGAAGUGGUGGCCAAGCCCCUGAAGGUGUCCAUCCUGGGCUCAGGGAACUGGGGAUCAGUCAUUUCAAAAAUCAUUGGGAGCAAUGUGAAGAACGAAAAGAAGUUCGCCUCCACAGUCAAGAUGUGGGUAUUUGAAGAAACGGUCAAUGGGAGGAAGCUGACGGAGAUCAUCAACAGUGACCAUGAAAAUGUAAAGUACCUGCCUGGACACAGGCUGCCGGAGAAUGUGGUGGCCACGCCGAGCCUCAGCCAGGCUGUGCAGGACGCCGACCUGCUGGUGUUUGCCUCCCCCAACCAGUUCAUUCGAACAGUCUGUGAUGAGAUUGCUGGCAUCGUGCCCAAGAAGGCCCUGGGCCUGUCCCUCAUCAAGGGCAUAGAGGAGGGCCCUGAGGGCCUGAAGCUGAUCUCCGACAUCAUCCGAGAGAAGGUGGAGAUAGACGUCAGUGUGCUGAUGGGGGCCAACAUAGCCAACGAGGUGGCCGAAGAGCAGUUCUGCGAGACUACCAUCGGCAGCAAGGUGUUCCAGAACGGCCUUCUCUUCAAAGAGCUGCUGGAGACCCCCAAAUUCCGAGUCACCGUGGUGAAAGAGGCAGAGGUAGUGGAGCUGUGUGGGGCUCUAAAGAACGUCGUCUCCCUGGGGGCCGGCUUCUGCGACAGCAUCUGUUGCGGAGACAGCACCAAGGCUGCUGUCAUCCGCCUGGGCCUCAUGGAGAUAAUUGCCUUCGCCAGAGCUUUCUGCAAGGACCAGGUGUCCACAGCCACGUUCCUGGAGAGCUGUGGGGUGGCUGACCUCGUCAGCUCCUGCUACGGGGGGCGGAACCGCAGGGUAGCUGAAGCCUUCGCCAGGACAGGAAAGAGUAUUCAACAGUUGGAGAAGGAGUUGCUGAACGGACAGAAGGUACAAGGGCCGCGCACCUCCGCUCAGACGUACCACAUCCUCAAGAAGAAGGGGCUCCUGCACAAGUUCCCAUUGUUCACAGCGAUCUAUCAGAUCUGCCACGAGGGCAGGCCUGUCGGAGAGCUGCUAUCCUGUCUGCAGAACCAUCCAGAGUACAGGUGA
Messenger RNA from Psammomys obesus (fat sand rat), 1194 nucleotides. RefSeq names its product glycerol-3-phosphate dehydrogenase 1-like protein. The record is from RefSeq and is a predicted model, not a curated record. Lineage: Eukaryota; Metazoa; Chordata; Mammalia; Rodentia; Muridae. Gene Ontology annotation, cellular component: glycerol-3-phosphate dehydrogenase (FAD) complex; cytosol. Gene Ontology annotation, molecular function: glycerol-3-phosphate dehydrogenase [NAD(P)+] activity; NAD binding; protein homodimerization activity. The transcript has a single exon. Gene Ontology annotation, biological process: glycerol-3-phosphate catabolic process; carbohydrate metabolic process. The coding region runs from base 1 to 1194 and encodes 397 amino acids.